CGCCCGCGAGCCGUGAGCGCUGAUUGGCUGCACCGAGGCGGCGGGCGGCCCGCCGGCGCACACACCCUCCCCGCACAGCCAAUGGGCGUGCGCACGUCACGGACCUGGAGGCCCGCGGGCCGGCAGCCCUUCAAUAAGCCACAUUGUUGCACGAAACUCCAGCGCAGGAGUCCUGGGCCGCCGCGGGCAACGUCGUGUCACUCAGCUAAGAAGAUCUGCGGACUGGAGCCACGCGCGUGUGAGCCGAAAGGUCCCAUUGCCCAAGUGGAGCCGGGCUGCGAUUCUUCUCAAGUUGAGGCUCAGUGAGCCUGUGGCCGAAGUUAGCGCCUUGACGUGGGACAACUCGACACGUCGCCAGGAGGGUACUGAGGCGCCUUCUAGCAGUUGAGACACCAAAACGCCGUCUCCAGAGACCCGCGCCCCACGCCAGCCGGGCGUACCCUCGCCGUUAGCAUUCUUUGUGCGCCGCCAGGACUCCCAGCACCCCGCCAGGCAGCCGAGCCGCGGCUGCACAAAGCAGCCGAACCGCGCCGCCCGCCUCCCCACACGCGCCCCCGCCUCGGUUUCCCAACUCUGCGCCGUCGGGCAGCGGCAAGAUGAUUGCCUCGCAUCUGCUCGCCUACUUCUUCACGGAGCUCAACCACGACCAAGUGCAGAAGGUUGACCAGUAUCUCUACCACAUGCGCCUCUCUGAUGAGACCCUUUUGGAGAUUUCUAAGCGGUUCCGCAAGGAGAUGGAGAAAGGGCUUGGAGCCACCACCCACCCCACUGCAGCAGUGAAGAUGCUGCCCACCUUUGUGAGGUCCACUCCAGACGGGACAGAACACGGAGAGUUCCUGGCUCUGGACCUUGGAGGGACCAACUUCCGUGUGCUUCGGGUGAAAGUAACCGACAAUGGGCUCCAGAAGGUGGAGAUGGAGAACCAGAUCUAUGCCAUCCCCGAGGACAUCAUGCGAGGCAGUGGCACCCAGCUGUUUGACCACAUUGCUGAAUGCCUGGCUAACUUCAUGGAUAAGCUACAAAUCAAAGACAAGAAGCUCCCAUUGGGUUUUACCUUCUCGUUCCCUUGCCACCAGACUAAACUAGACGAGAGUUUCCUGGUCUCAUGGACCAAGGGCUUCAAGUCCAGUGGAGUGGAAGGCAGAGACGUUGUGGCUCUGAUCCGGAAGGCCAUCCAGCGGAGAGGGGAUUUUGAUAUCGACAUUGUGGCUGUGGUGAAUGACACAGUUGGGACCAUGAUGACCUGUGGUUAUGAUGACCACAACUGUGAGAUUGGUCUUAUUGUGGGCACGGGCAGCAACGCCUGCUACAUGGAAGAGAUGCGCCACAUCGACAUGGUGGAGGGCGACGAGGGGCGGAUGUGUAUCAACAUGGAGUGGGGGGCCUUUGGGGACGAUGGCUCGCUCAAUGACAUUCGCACUGAGUUUGACCAGGAGAUUGACAUGGGCUCACUGAACCCUGGGAAGCAACUGUUUGAAAAGAUGAUCAGUGGGAUGUACAUGGGGGAGCUGGUGAGGCUUAUCCUGGUGAAGAUGGCCAAGGAGGAGCUGCUCUUUGGGGGGAAGCUCAGCCCAGAGCUCCUCAAAACUGGUCGCUUUGAGACCAAAGACAUCUCAGACAUUGAAGGGGAGAAGGAUGGCAUCCGGAAAGCCCGUGAGGUCCUGAUGCGAUUGGGCUUGGAUCCGACGCAGGAGGACUGCGUGGCCACUCACCGGAUCUGUCAGAUCGUGUCCACACGCUCGGCCAGCCUGUGCGCAGCCACCCUGGCCGCUGUGCUGCAGCGCAUCAAGGAGAACAAGGGCGAGGAGCGGCUGCGCUCCACCAUUGGGGUUGACGGCUCUGUCUACAAGAAACACCCCCAUUUUGCCAAGCGUCUACACAAGACUGUGCGGCGGCUGGUGCCCGACUGUGAUGUCCGCUUCCUCCGCUCCGAGGAUGGUAGUGGCAAAGGUGCAGCCAUGGUGACGGCGGUGGCUUACCGGCUGGCCGAUCAACACCGUGCUCGCCAGAAGACACUAGAGCCUCUGAAGCUGAGCCGUGAGCAGCUGUUGGAGGUCAAAAGGAGGAUGAAGGUAGAAAUGGAGCGAGGUCUGAGCAAGGAGACUCAUGCCAUUGCCCCUGUCAAGAUGCUGCCCACCUACGUGUGUGCCACCCCUGAUGGCACAGAGAAAGGGGACUUCUUGGCCUUGGACCUUGGAGGAACAAACUUCCGGGUCCUGCUGGUGCGUGUUCGGAACGGGAAGUGGGGUGGAGUGGAGAUGCACAACAAGAUCUACGCUAUCCCGCAGGAGGUCAUGCAUGGCACCGGGGACGAGCUCUUUGACCACAUUGUCCAGUGCAUCGCUGACUUCCUCGAGUAUAUGGGCAUGAAGGGCGUGUCCCUGCCUCUGGGUUUUACCUUCUCCUUCCCCUGCCAGCAGAACAGCCUGGAUGAGAGCAUCCUCCUCAAGUGGACAAAAGGUUUCAAGGCGUCUGGCUGCGAGGGUGAGGACGUGGUGACCCUGCUGAAGGAAGCGAUCCACCGGCGAGAGGAGUUUGACCUGGAUGUGGUUGCUGUGGUGAACGAUACAGUCGGAACUAUGAUGACCUGUGGCUUUGAAGACCCUCACUGUGAAGUUGGCCUCAUUGUUGGCACAGGCAGCAAUGCCUGCUACAUGGAGGAGAUGCGCAAUGUGGAACUGGUGGAAGGAGAAGAGGGGCGGAUGUGUGUGAACAUGGAAUGGGGGGCCUUCGGGGACAAUGGAUGCCUAGAUGACUUCCGCACGGAAUUUGAUGUGGCUGUGGAUGAGCUUUCACUCAACCCUGGCAAGCAGAGGUACGAGAAAAUGAUCAGUGGAAUGUACCUGGGUGAGAUUGUCCGUAACAUUCUCAUCGAUUUCACCAAGCGUGGGCUGCUCUUCCGAGGCCGCAUCUCAGAGCGGCUCAAGACAAGGGGCAUCUUUGAAACCAAGUUCUUGUCUCAGAUUGAGAGUGACUGCCUGGCCCUGCUGCAAGUCCGAGCCAUCCUGCAACACUUGGGCCUCGAGAGCACCUGUGACGACAGCAUCAUCGUUAAGGAGGUGUGCACUGUGGUGGCCCGGCGGGCAGCCCAGCUCUGUGGCGCAGGCAUGGCCGCCGUGGUGGACAAGAUACGAGAAAACCGUGGGCUGGACACUCUCAAAGUGACAGUGGGUGUGGAUGGGACCCUCUACAAGCUACAUCCUCACUUUGCCAAAGUCAUGCAUGAGACAGUGAAGGACCUAGCUCCAAAAUGUGAUGUGUCUUUCCUGCAGUCAGAAGAUGGCAGUGGGAAGGGGGCGGCGCUCAUCACUGCUGUGGCCUGCCGCAUCCGUGAGGCUGGACAACGAUAGAACCCCUGAAAUCUGAAGGGACUUCCUUUUUCUCUCCCUCUUCUCUGUUUUAAAUUAUAAUAUGUCAUCCCCUCGUGUCGGAAACAGACCCUUUGGCUUUUCCUUGGCAGAGAGGACCCCAUUGGACUGGGUUUUGUCUCUGCAUCUCCUCAUUAUAGAGCUUGGUGCCCGAGCUUGGCCCUACUGAGAUACAGUUCCAA
Sapajus apella (tufted capuchin) is the source of this 3550-nucleotide messenger RNA. It is a transcript of the gene HK2, whose product is annotated as hexokinase 2. Gene Ontology annotation, biological process: intracellular glucose homeostasis; glucose 6-phosphate metabolic process; glycolytic process. Gene Ontology annotation, cellular component: mitochondrion; cytosol. Bases 597 to 3350 code for a protein of 917 amino acids. The transcript is spliced from 18 exons. The record is from RefSeq and is a predicted model, not a curated record. Gene Ontology annotation, molecular function: glucokinase activity; ATP binding; D-glucose binding. Lineage: Eukaryota; Metazoa; Chordata; Mammalia; Primates; Cebidae.